AGGCCAACCGCCGUAAAACAAACUCGCGUAUGAAGUUUUUUUAGUCUGCGGAAGCUGCUGGAUGCUAGCCUGGAAGUAGCGAGCUAGAGAAGUUGUAAACAUUCACGUUUAGACAUAACAUAAACCGGCCUGUUAAAGUCGAAGACUUGUGACACGGUAAGAAACAAAUGAUGUCCCUUACAUUCUAGACAUCAAACAAUCCUUCACCAUGGAGUCAGCCGCUAAAGGGAAGGCAAAGCGGAGACAUUUGGAUGCAGAGGAAUGUGUCGAACUCCGUAUGACACCAGAGGGUACCGAAGCCCUCACCCAACCCCAUGCCUUUGACCGCAGCAAUUCCGACCCCAACCGGGGACUCUACCCCAGGUCGCCUGCAAAGUAUCCCCGAACACCCACAAAGAGAAAAAAACUCGAUGGAGAUACUGACAAGUACCAGAGAGGCAUCACCCAGUUCUUCCCAGUAACCGGGGUCGUUAAGGUCAGCCCUCAGAAAACCGCCCAGCCAAGCUCGUCCUCAACCGCAGACAGACUCAGCAGAGCUUUCCCGUUCACAAGAGGCCCGACGUUGCAAGAGGCGGCAGCCACGCCCAUAAAGGAGGAGCCUUUGGAUGAAUUUUCCACACCCACAAAAGAGGAGCUAGCUGACAUAUUCUCCACUCCCAUGAAGGAGGAGCCAGAGGAGGAGGAGGAGGUGAACUAUCUGGAAGGGAUGACGGAGGCUAUGUUUGGGGAUGAUGAUGAAUUUGAGCGUGGCGCUACAGCCAAAACAUCAGGGGAGGACCUAGCCCGGGUGACGGAGGAGGUGGAAGAGGGAGUGGAGGCCCUUCCUGAUGCUCACUACGGGCUGCUGGGGACCAGCACCAGGCUGGUGCAGCCACAGGGCCACGUUGAGGACCUCCCAGAGGAGCUGCUGAGGCUGGUGUUCAGCCUCCUCUCUGCCCAGGACCUCUACCGUCACGUCAGCCUGGUGUGUCGCCGCUGGAGGGGCAUCGUCACUCAGGCACUGUUUGUUCCCUGGAAGAAGCUGUAUUUCCGCUACCAGAUGAGAGAGAAGGAAGCAGUGAAGGAGGUCUGCCUUCUGCUGAGGAGACAGAACAUCGUCAAGGAGACGCCCCUUAGUGUCAUCAACAUGAUCAAAUUCAUGGCGGAGUACAAGCCAACCCAGCAGGUGAGGCCUGAAGCAGUGUUACACAGUGUGAGGACACACUAUCUCUUUCCUCAGGCAGAGGCCUGUCUCAAACACAGGAUCCCUGACAUAGAAGGCAUCGAGGGGGGUCCUAACCCAUGGGCAGCCAUGGCCCUGAUCCUGGUCCUGUGUCCCAACGUCGGGGAUGUUCUGGACCUGGUGGCUCGUCUGAAGACCUGCUUGCCGUCGCUUAGCGACAUUUCGGAGUACCUCAGCGCCAUGGCAACCGUGCUGCUCGCCAUGACGAACGAGAAGAUAAACGUCAGCAACAGACGGUACUACAAUAUCUACUAUGUGCUUCAUCUGAUGGAGAACGCCCCACCCAGGAUCAGCAGCCGUCAGAGUGGGAGAGCUCCGGUCCAGGUGACCCAGGAGCAGCAGCAGAUCCUAAAUCACGACAUCCAGGCACACCACGUCGUCAAGAUUGUGGCCUUCGCAGGCACAGGGAAGACCACCACGCUUGUCCGCUACACCCAGCAGAGCCCUCUCCUCCGUUUCCUGUAUGUGGCCUUCAACAAGUCGGUGGCUUCACAGGCUAGCCGCAGUUUCCCCAGCAACGUGGACUGUAAAACAGUACACUCCAUGGCCUUUGGAGCAGUUGGCAUAAAGUACCAGUUGAGAAAGCAGCUUUUCCCCAGCCUGAGGCCCUUCUCUGUGGCCUUGUGGCUGCCUAAAGGUCGCGGGGGGUUCAUCAAUGCCAAGGUGGUGACUCUCACACUCAGCUCCUACAUGGCCUCGACCGACACACACAUCACCCCUGAGCAUGUGCCCUGGAAGUUCAAGAACAACCAGGGCCAGGAGCAGGAAAUCGACCACGAGGCCAAAAUGAUGUAUGUGAGGGACGCUCAAAACAUCUGGGACAAAAUGGUAGAUCUAAACGGUGGUAACGAAAAGCAUCACAUGACCCAUGAUGGGUAUCUGAAGCUUUGGCAGCUCAGCCAACCGUGUCUGGACAAAUAUGACGUCAUCCUCAUAGAUGAGGCGCAGGACUGCACUCCAGCCAUCAUGGACAUCAUGCUGCCUCAGCGCUGUGGGAAGGUGUUGGUAGGAGACCCUCACCAGCAGAUCUACACCUUCAGAGGAGCUGUUAACGCCCUGGAACACGUCCAGCACACACACCUGUACUACCUCACACAGAGCUUUCGUUUUGGAGCUGAGAUUGCUUAUGUUGGUGCCAGCAUCCUGCAGGUGUGUAAGCACGUCAGCAAGGUCCUCGUGGGAGGGCAGCAGGGAGGCAGUGUGAGGGGAGAGGCGUCAGACGUGGUGAGUAAUGUCCAGUCAGGUGUGAGUGGAGCUCAGGGGAAGACGGCCAUCUUGUCGCGCUGUAACGUGACUGUGUUCAGCGAGGCUGUGAGGUUGACCGACGCUAACCCCCGCUGCAGACUGCACAUCGUAGGGGGGGUUGAGAACUUUGGCCUCGCACAGAUCAUGGACAUCUGGAUUCUGAUGCAGCCAGAACAAAAACGCACAAAAGGCAUCAGCGACGGCUUCAUCAGGAGCUUCUCCAAGUCAGUGAGUCUGGGGGGCUACGCCGGCCUGAAGGACUAUGCCACCAAGACCCAGGACCGCGAGCUGGAGACCAAGCUGGCCGUGGUGGAGAAGUACAACAACCGCAUCCCCGAGCUGGUGAACCGCAUCAAAGCCUGCUCCGAGCACGACCACCAGCACGCAGGUACGCCACUCACGCAUCACAUCCUGCUCCGAGCACGACCACCAGCACGCAGGUACGCCGCUCACGCAUCACAUCCUGCUCCGAGCACGACCACCAGCACGCAGGUACGCCGCUCACGCAUCACAUCCUGCUCCGAGCACAACCUAAUCCUUCCUCUCUCACUCUAUCUACGACACACAGACACACACACACACUCACAACAUAUUUCGAACAACAUAUUUUCUGUACACAAAUGUAUCAUUUCUCCUCGUCCAGAUUUCAUUCUGGGGACGGUCCACAAGUCCAAAGGUCUGGAGUUUGACACUGUGGUGGUCACUGAUGACUUCUCCAAAGUCCCUGUGGCCCGUCACAACCUGCAGAGGAUCCGCUUCUCAGCAGGUGACAUUCCGGAUGAUGAGUGGAACCUGCUGUACGUGGCAGUAACCAGGGCUCAGAGGAACCUGAUCAUCACUAAGAACAUCUCCAACAUCCUCACUCUGGCCGGGGAGUACUUCCUGAGGUCAGAGAUGAUCAGCACCCUGACCAGUGACGACAGGCCCGUUUGUUUGGUCCGAGAGUGUCAGAACCGCGUCAUGCCAGAGUCUACCAUCGUCAUGAGCAAGCUGCCCAUCAAAUACAUGGACAGUGAGGAUGCAGGGGGUCCUCUGUGUGAGAGCUGUGUGUGGCAGCGUUUGGGCCCCACCGCCUGCCUGCUGGCCCCCCCAGAGAGGCUGCAGGCUCUGCCUCAGACACAGGAGAGGCUGAAUCUUCCCAUCAACUACGCUUUGCUGCUCGCUCUCUUCUAAAACACACACCUUUCUCUUUUUUUGUUUUCUUUUUUUUUUGUUUGAAAGAUUGUUUUUAUACCUUAACCUUUAUUAUUAACGCUGUUCACAACAAACGUGCCUAUCCAUGCUCAGCUGAGAAGGUGAACACAUCCAUGAAGACACAACAGCUGCAUGGGAAUUGCACUGCCAAGCGGAAAUACGCUUUUAAUGUUGAACAGCCCAAACAGGAUAAACAUGUCUCUUUGAUUUAGUUUUGUAAAUACUUUGGGCUCUUGUCUACAGAAACUGUUGAACAUUUUUAAUAAACUGUUCUGUCCAAACUUCUAAACAGUAGAUAUCCUGAGCAGUUAUUUAUUUUUAAGACAUCUGUUGAACAGUCGGUCUCCUUCAUCCUGGCACUGCCAGAGCAGAAUGUCUCCGUUAUUUUUUGAUUUCCGAGGGGAGUUUGCACAUCCAAAUUACUCUGGAUGCUAUUGGAUAGAUACAACUAAUCAGAGAAACAUAUGGCAACUUGGUGGUUAAUGAAAUGUCUCAAUGGCGCAACUCUGUACAAGGAACAGACCCAUCUGCCAGAGCACCAACAAACCACCAGC
Messenger RNA from Osmerus eperlanus (European smelt), 4215 nucleotides. RefSeq names its product F-box DNA helicase 1 (gene fbh1). Lineage: Eukaryota; Metazoa; Chordata; Actinopteri; Osmeriformes; Osmeridae. Gene Ontology annotation, cellular component: nucleus. The record is from RefSeq and is a predicted model, not a curated record. Gene Ontology annotation, biological process: replication fork processing; double-strand break repair via homologous recombination. Gene Ontology annotation, molecular function: ATP binding; hydrolase activity; DNA binding. The coding region runs from base 209 to 3640 and encodes 1143 amino acids. The transcript has 21 exons.